Opisthocomus hoazin is the source of this 1101-nucleotide messenger RNA. The record is from RefSeq and is a predicted model, not a curated record. NCBI's taxonomy places the organism in Eukaryota, Metazoa, Chordata, Aves, Opisthocomiformes, Opisthocomidae.
GACGUGACUUCGGGCCAGGUCGUGGACCCCGCCUCGCAGGGCGCUGCCGACAAAGACGCCGUUGACCCCGAGAAUGAUUUCCAGAGGGAGAUGAGCUUUUACCGGCAGGCUCAGGCAGCCGUCCUGGAAGCCCUGCCUAGGCUGCGUAAGCUCCAGGUUCCUACGAGAAGGCCAGAUGAUUACUUUGCAGAGAUGGCCAAAUCAGACCAACAGAUGCAGAAGAUUCGACAGAAGCUUAAGAGUAAACAGGAAGCAAUGGAGAGGUCUGAGAGAGCAAAACAGCUCCGCGCAAUGAGAAAAUAUGGCAAGAAGGUGCAAACUGAGAUUCUGCAGAGGAGGCAAAAGGAGAAAAAAAAUAUGUUGAAUGCAGUCAAGAAAUACCAGAAAGGUCUCUCCGACAAGCUGGAUUUUCUAGAUGAAGAGCAGACAUCGUCUCAGGGGAAUAAAAAAGGCAGUGCAAGUCAAUGGAUAAAGAAGGGACCAAAUGCCAAAAGACGAUACAAGAAUCAGAAGUUUGGUUUUGGUGGGAAGAAGAAGGGCUCGAAGUGGAACACAAAGGAGAGUUUUAAUGAUGUGUCCAGCUUCCGGUCAAAAGUGGCUCACAACAAAGGCCCAGGAAAAGGAGGAAAAAAAGCCCUCAAUAAGAGACCUGGAAAGAGAGCAAGGCAGAAAAUGAAGAGCCGAGCGCGAUAAGAGGACUGUGCUCCCCAGUGGGGUUCGUAUGUUCCUGUGUGUUGUCAGAUGUCUGUUUCUGCUGUCAUCGAGCGGCUAACCAUGGAGCAAGCUGGAUGCUUCCAAGUGGCAAGAAAAUAAGUCAGUGGAAACUAGUGCCUUAUCACUAAUAUCUUCGUAUUGUCUGUUUUGUUGAAGGAUUGUUUUGUACUUAAACCUAUGGUGUGUGAACGCAUUAAACGGUUCGCACAGAACUAUGUCUAAUUUGUGUUUAGCUGUGUUAUGAAUGGUGGCUGAAGCCUGCCCUUUGUUCCCUUCAUUCUGACAGCUUUUUCCACAGCUACUGUUGACACGUACUUGGUGAACUUGAGUUCUGGAUCAUGUUGCCGAUGUCAGAAUAAGAGGUCUGAAGCUUGUCAAGAAGUUAAA